CAGUUUUUCCCAACUAAUCAUGUAGCAAGUAUCUUAUUAAUUAAACUGUUAGUGUUCUCUUAAUUAUUUGGGCGGUUAUGGUAAAUUAGUGGAAUAUUGGUGUUGGUGUUUGCACGUUUUGACGAAUAAUAAUGGAGAAUAAUAAAAUUAUUGGCAAUUUUCCAGUUAUAAACGAAAGUUUACAAAAUUCCAUUGUAAUGCCACCUCUACUCUUUCAUUCAGAAGAUCUAUUCAAUGGCAGUCAUCAUGAAAAUAGUGGUAAUGUGAAUACAUUUGAGGAGUUUAAAUCCGUUAAUCAUACAAAAGAAGCUACACUUGUUCAAAGCUUCAGUGAAACUGUUUGCCUAAAACAACUAAAAGACAAAUGUUCAGUGAUUAGUGGUGUUGAUAGAAACAGUAGUCCAAUACAGCGUGGAUCCGACAGUUUCAAACGGUUUUCUGUUGAUAAUUUAUUACAUAAUCCAUGUUUCAACAAUGAUAAGGAUAAUGAUGCACAGGUGGAAAAAAGUAAACAAGUGAAUGCUGGAUUGUCAUCGAAUAAAAAAUUGAGAAGGAACCGCACAACAUUCUCUUCCGAUCAACUUUCGGCGUUGGAGCAAAUAUUUGAAAGAACACACUAUCCAGAUGCAUUUCUAAGGGAAGAAAUCGCCAGCAAAGUUGGGCUAAGCGAAGCCCGGGUACAGGUAUGGUUCCAGAACCGUCGUGCAAAAUUUCGACGAAAUGAGCGUAACAUCAACGUCGGUUCACAAUCGCUCUGUGCAAUAUCACCUGCUCUACAUUUUUCUAAAACACCCAAAAUAGUGAGGUCUCCACAUGCCGAGCAGAUAAAUUCAUCAACCACAUUUUCAGUGAACAAACAGGCCAUAUUUUCGACUCCCCAACGAUUCGGAAGUUUUCCGUACAGUGACAUGAUAUCUACGCAUGAAGCAAACACAUGCAAUUUCCACGCAACAAAUUAUUCGUCUACCGCCUUGUCAAAUUAUCAGUUCUCAACAUUCAAAUAUUAAUCCAUUUGGGUAUUGUUUUAUAUUUAUUCAUUAAAUAAUAUUGUCAUUAUUAUUUUAUUGAAACUUAUUUUUCCGGCGUCAUAAUAAACUAUGAAGUAUUGAGA
This is a messenger RNA of Aedes aegypti (yellow fever mosquito), 1111 nucleotides long. RefSeq names its product homeobox protein ceh-8. The transcript is spliced from 3 exons. The record is from RefSeq and is a predicted model, not a curated record. The coding region runs from base 132 to 1007 and encodes 291 amino acids. Gene Ontology annotation, molecular function: DNA-binding transcription factor activity, RNA polymerase II-specific; RNA polymerase II transcription regulatory region sequence-specific DNA binding. Lineage: Eukaryota; Metazoa; Arthropoda; Insecta; Diptera; Culicidae. Gene Ontology annotation, biological process: regulation of transcription by RNA polymerase II.